Molecule: messenger RNA, 366 nt
Organism: Colletotrichum costaricense
Lineage: Eukaryota; Fungi; Ascomycota; Sordariomycetes; Glomerellales; Glomerellaceae
Exons: 2
Source: RefSeq, a predicted model, not a curated record
GUACCGAGCAAAAAACAGUCCUUCAAGAGUCAAGCCUCGUUCAAAGCUUGCAGCACCACCUCAAGCACGACUCCAUCCGCGGAACGAACCAACAGGGGAACAUGGGAUGGAAGCAGAACCAGAAACAUCACAGAGCACGCUAAAACAUGCCUUCUCGGCAAUCCACUGCGACCUGAAAUCCACAGCACCGCUGCACCACACGACCAGGCCACCACACCUCCUGUCAACUACACGUGUACCGACCGAGUAGGAACAUUCCUCCACACUGCCCGCUCUGAGGGGGCUCGAGAGCCCGUCUGCGCAUGGCCGCCAUGGGCCAAGGCCUUGCUCGCUCACGAGAGAGCCCCGGCGACUGCCCAGGACUAG